Molecule: messenger RNA, 534 nt
Organism: Monascus purpureus
Lineage: Eukaryota; Fungi; Ascomycota; Eurotiomycetes; Eurotiales; Aspergillaceae
Source: the annotation of a GenBank genome assembly
AUGGCAGCAGAACUUACCAAGGUCGAUUCCGCCGUCGCCGGUUUGACCUUAGAAGACAAGGCAUCCGUCAAGGAAGAAAAGGAGGUGAAAAAACAUCACAAGCGAGCAACCCCAAAGACAGAAGGUAUCUGGAACAUCAAAGACCUGGAGGAGAAGAAGAUCGAACUUGUACUCCCAAUCGAAACGCAAAAGCUUGGAUGGAAGCUCAAUACUUCCCCAUCAACCGUAGAAGACAAAGAUGCGUUGAAACUGUAUCUCGUCACUCCUCCUGUCAAAAAGAUCGACCUGCAUUUCCCAUUGGGCCUGGAGGUCACCGCCCGUAACCUCAAGGGAGUUACAAUAAAGGACGCGCUGGACGCAAUUUACAAGCAGUACAAGAAAAAGGCUGAUGAUGAGCUUGAAAAGCCCUACCUCGCUGGUUUCGAGUGGGACAAGGAAGAGUGCUGGACACGACUAAUUGUGCAUCAGAAGAAGGAAAGUGGGAUAUCACAUCAGCCAAGCAGCAAGAAGUCCAAGAAGAAGAAGGAUGCAUAA